AUGGACACUGGAGCCUCUCUGGCAUUCAUCUCCAGGGGCGGGGUGAUCUCCACGUUCACCUUGCCCAAGCCAGGCAACCGCCUGCCCCACCAACCGACCUCUGCGAUGAAGCAGCAGAAAGUUGUGGUUGCCAGGAAAGGGGAUGCAGCAGUUUCCGUGGGACUCGCAGUGUUAUUGUUCUGCCUCGCUGCAUCGUGUUUCCAUGGCGCAACCGCAGCGAAGCUUCUCCCAGAAAACGUGGUGCAAGGCGGGUACGGCCCGCUCCUCGUCAAGGCCCUCGGGAUGAACGCGUCUCUCGACUGGGACCUCAAGCAGGGCGGGAAACCUAUUGAAACGGGCAAACCAAACGCGACGGUCAAGUCCACCAAAGCGGGUGCAGCGGGGAAAGUGGACACGGCAUCCGCCGAGCCGCCAGUCUUCUCCUGCAAAAUCAACGUCACGGGCAAAGUGAAGGGGAAGCACUCGGCGCUGUUUAAUCCGUGGGAUCCGUGGACGCGAGUGGGGCUGUAUAAGGGCAAGAAGGGACUGUACGGGCAGAUUAUCAGCCGGAACAUUACGGGAGAAUGGUCGUCGGUCGGGUUCCGCGGGCGGAUUAAGCUUUUCACCGGGAAGCUGAAGUUGAGUAAAGCGAAUGCUUCCGCUAUAGCGAAGGCCCCUGCGGACUACUACGUGCAGAUCACGUGGCCGCCUAAGAAAAUGUCGGACUGGUAUUUUACCAUCAGAGGUCAACUGGCGUAG
Closterium sp. Yama58-4 is the source of this 738-nucleotide messenger RNA. NCBI's taxonomy places the organism in Eukaryota, Viridiplantae, Streptophyta, Zygnematophyceae, Desmidiales, Closteriaceae. The record is from the annotation of a GenBank genome assembly.